This is a messenger RNA of Apodemus sylvaticus (European woodmouse), 3121 nucleotides long. RefSeq names its product tripartite motif containing 26 (gene Trim26). Bases 243 to 1877 code for a protein of 544 amino acids. Lineage: Eukaryota; Metazoa; Chordata; Mammalia; Rodentia; Muridae. The transcript is spliced from 10 exons. The record is from RefSeq and is a predicted model, not a curated record. Gene Ontology annotation, molecular function: protein binding; zinc ion binding.
GGUUGUGGUGCCGGGUUGUGGUGCCGGCUGCUUGCAGAGGACCUACCUCCGGGGCAGCUCCUGGGAGACGAGUGACCGGGCCCGGAGCGCAGCGCGGGUCCAACCCAGAUUUACUUCAGUCUCUUCUAGUCUCUAGAGCCAGAAGUGAGUGGGACCCGGAUGAAAACCUGCAUGACCAGAGGCAGGUCUAGUCUCUGAGGAAGAAAGACCCUACCAGGAAACACCCCCAAGCUAAGGGUGCAAUGGCAGUGUCAGCCCCCUUGAGGAGCCUGGAGGAAGAGGUGACCUGCUCCAUCUGCCUGGAUUACCUGCGGGAUCCGGUGACCAUUGACUGUGGCCACGUCUUCUGCCGCAGCUGCACAAAUGAUAUCCGCCCCAUAUCAGGGAACCGCCCAGUCUGCCCUCUCUGCAAGAAGCCCUUUAAGAAGGAGAACAUCCGGCCAGUGUGGCAGCUAGCAAGUCUGGUAGAGAACAUUGAACGGCUGAAGGUGGACAAUGGCAGGCAGCCAGGAGAGCCAGCCAGAGAGCCACAGGACGUGAAGUUGUGUGAGCGGCACCAGGAGAAGCUACAUUACUACUGUGAAGAUGAUGGCAAACUGUUGUGCGUGAUGUGCCGCGAGUCCCGGGAGCACCGCCCCCACACUGCAGUCCUGGUGGAGAAGGCCGCCUUGCCUCACAGAGAGAGAAUUCUGAACCACUUGAACACUCUAAGGAGAGACAGAGACAAAAUUCAGGGCUUUCAGGCCAAGGGAGAAGCUGAUAUUCUGGCUGCACUGACGAAGCUGCAGGAGCAGAAGCAGUACAUCGUGGCAGAAUUUAAACAGGGCCGCCAGUUUCUAAAGAAGAGGGAGCGGCACCUGCUAGACCAGCUGGCUACCCUGGAGCAACUGCUCACCGAGGGCAGGGAGAAGUUCAAGACCAGGGGUGUCAGUGAACUUGACAGACUGACUCUGGUCAUCUCCGAGCUGGAGGGCAAGGCACGACAGCCAGCUGCAGAGCUGAUGCAGGAUGCCUGCUCUACACAGGACACCAAGGACCUCGCCAACAAGUACCCACGAAAGAAGUUCUGGAUUGGAAAAGCUAUCCCCCACAUGGUUAAAAGAAAGGCAGGGGAAUUCUCAGAUAAACUUCUUUCUCUGCAGCGAGGACUGAGGCAGUUCCAGGGCCAGCUUCUGAGAGACUUGGAAUAUAAGACAGUAAGCGUCACCCUGGACCCACAGUCGGCCAGUGGAUACCUACAGCUUUCAGAGGACUGGAAGUGUGUGACCUAUACCGGCCAGUACCAGAGUGACAGCCUGCUCCCCCAGCAGUUUGGCUUUGAGCCAGGAGUGUUGGGCAGCAAGGGCUUCACAUGGGGAAAGGUAUAUUGGGAAGUAGAGUUGGAGAGAGAAGGCUGGUCGGAGGAUGAAGAAGAGGGGGAGGAGGAAGAAGAGGAAGAGGAGGAAGAAGAUGAGGAUGUUGACUAUGGGGACGGAUAUGAAGACUGGGAAACAGAUGAAGAAGAUGAAUCACUGGGGGAAGAGGAAGAGGAGGAAGAAGAAGAGGAGGAGGAAGUUCAGGAAAGCUGCAUGGUGGGAGUGGCCAAAGACUCCGUGAAGAGGAAAGGUGACGUCUCCCUGCGGCCAGAGGAUGGUGUGUGGGCCCUCCGGCUCUCCCCCUCGGGCAUCUGGGCCAACACAAGCCCAGAGGCCCAGCUCUUCCCGGUGCUGCGGCCCCGGAGAGUGGGCAUCGCCCUGGAUUAUGAAGGGGGCACUGUGACAUUCACCAAUGCAGAGUCCCAGGAACUCAUCUAUACCUUCACUACCACCUUCAGCCGGCGCCUGGUUCCCUUCCUGUGGCUCAAGUGGCCAGGAACACGCCUUCUGCUGAGACCCUGAACUCCAGAACUCACCUAGAUCACCCUACAGAAACUUUACUUCUCUGAGAUUCCAGAACUCUGAGAUGAAGAACGAUCGCCUGGAUCCCACACUCAUGGAAACUUACCUUCUCUGGGAUCCUAAAACUGGCCAGAGCAUUAGGAGGAGGAGAGAGGGGGACCUCACAUUCACCACCACCCAUCUCCUCACUGCCAUGGCCAAAGUCUCUCUCAGCACUGUCGCCCUAUCCGUAGAUCUUAUUCAGCAUUUCCUCUGAGGUUUCCUGCUCCGAAGACCAAAUGACCCCCUCUUUACUGAGCACCCGUUUGUCUUGACUCUGUGUUCUCUGUUGAGCAAGGCUAGGGCAGCGGCAUUUUCUGGUUCAGUUGUUAACCAGUGCCCGUAGGAAUGUUGAGUAACAUCUGAAGCCAUUUUGCUGGUCUCAAAUUUGAGGUUCCCCUUGCCCAAAACCACUCUGUUGCCUACCUUUCCCCCGUCUUAAAAUCACUUUCCAACCCCACCAGAGUUAAAUAUAUGAAAAUGCAAGAAUGGACAUAGUCAAGAUCCACCGAAGUCCCCGAGGCUGUGAAAGUUUGUGUCCUGGAGUGGCUACCAAAGCUUUCAGCCUCAAAACCCAGACCCGAGUAGAUAGGACUCCCUUUGGACAUCUGUGUCUCAGAAAGCAUCUAGGUACUAUGACUCAGAUAGUAACUGUGGCCAAUAAAUUACCUCUGCAGAGUAGUCCUUGUGAAGGGAGUUUUUAAAACAACCCCAACAUCUUACUCUUGACUGGGGAGUCAAGACCUCAUUGCUGACACGACGGAGUGUCCUGAUUCACUUUCCUAGGAGAUAGAUUGGGGAAGGGGAGAGCAUCUAGAGGAACUGAGGAAUCUAGAGACCCUCUGCCCUAGGUCUUACUGUGGAGAAAGGGCCUGCAGUAUCUCCUGCUGACCCAGCUGGUGCCCAUAGUUGAACAUGAGCCCCCAUGUAGCCAAAAUGAUGCUAGAUUUCUUCUGCCUGUGCAAGUGUUAGCUCCUCUUGGCUCUUGACAGACUGUUCCCAGACACUGGAUCUUGGUGGCCUCAGAGUCACCACGCCAUCUUGAGACUGAACACUUGGUGUGCAUCACAUGCUGCCUGAGUCACUAGUACAUACACGGUGGCUCUCUCACCACUCUUUGUUCCUAGAGUUGUUCAUUUUCUACCCCUUCUCCUUUACUCGGUUUCCUGUGUCUUUAUUACUAAAUAAACUACAUGUUCUUCUCA